Molecule: messenger RNA, 2046 nt
Organism: Pogona vitticeps (central bearded dragon)
Lineage: Eukaryota; Metazoa; Chordata; Lepidosauria; Squamata; Agamidae
Source: RefSeq, a predicted model, not a curated record
UCCUAGUGGGUUCGGUUGUCCCAAGGCGGCGGUGAAGCGGCGUUCCCUUUCUCCGCCCCUCCUCCUCCUCCUCCUUUUCCUCUCAGGCGCCUCCAGAAGGUUCCGUGCGCGCCGGCUUCUCCUGCCGCCCUCGAAAGAUGCUGGGCCAGCGCCCCGUCCUCGUGCUCAGUCAGAACACAAAGCGGGAGUCUGGAAGAAAAGUCCAGUCUGGCAACAUUAAUGCAGCUAAGACUAUUGCUGACAUUAUCAGAACAUGUUUAGGUCCAAGGGCGAUGAUGAAGAUGCUGUUGGACCCCAUGGGAGGGAUCGUCAUGACCAACGAUGGCAACGCUAUUCUUAGAGAAAUCCAGGUCCAGCACCCAGCUGCCAAAUCCAUGAUUGAGAUCAGCCGCACUCAGGAUGAAGAAGUGGGAGACGGGACCACGUCCGUUAUCAUUCUUGCUGGAGAGAUGUUGUCAGUAGCAGAGCAUUUCUUGGAGCAGCAGAUGCACCCGACCGUGAUAAUUAGUGCCUACCGGAAGGCUCUCGAUGACAUGAUCAGUGCUCUGAAAAAAAUCAGCACUCCAGUCGACAUUAACAACCGUGAAGCCAUGCUCAAAAUCAUCAAGAGCGCCAUUGGCACCAAGGCGAUAAGCCGCUGGUCGGACCUGGCCUGCAGCAUUGCCCUCGAUGCAGUCAAGACCGUGGAGUUUGAAGAGAACGGCAGGAAGGAAAUUGACAUCAAGAAAUAUGCUAAAGUAGAAAAGAUUCCUGGUGGCUUUAUUGAGGAUUCCUGUGUCCUGCGUGGGGUCAUGAUCAAUAAAGAUAUCACCCAUCCACGAAUGCGACGUACCAUCAAGAACCCUCGUAUUGUCUUGCUGGACUGCUCGCUGGAGUACAAAAAAGGCGAGAGUCAGACGGACAUUGAGAUCACUCGCGAGGAGGACUUUGCUCGCAUCCUGCAAAUGGAGGAGGACUUCGUUCAGCAGAUGUGUGAGGACUUGAUCAGAGUCAAACCAGAUCUUAUAAUCACGGAAAAGGGCAUUUCAGACCUGGCUCAGCAUUUCCUGAUGAGAGCGAACAUCACCGCUAUCCGACGUUUGAGGAAAACUGACAACAAUCGUAUUGCAAGGGCCUGUGGGGCUCGCAUUGUCAGCCGCACAGAUGAGCUGCGUGAAGAGGAUGUCGGGACCGGCGCGGGGCUGUUCGAAGUGAAGAAAAUUGGGGACGAAUACUUCACCUUCAUUACUGACUGCAAGGAGCCUAAAGCCUGCACCAUCAUGCUCCGGGGUGCCAGCAAAGAGAUUCUAGCUGAAGUGGAGCGCAACCUCCAGGACGCCAUGCAGGUCUGUCGCAACGUCUUGAUCGACCCUCAGCUGGUGCCGGGUGGCGGUGCUUCGGAGAUGGCCGUCGCUCACUUCCUGACCGAAAAAUCCAAAGUCAUGACCGGGGUGGAGCAGUGGCCUUACCGCGCUGUGGCUCAGGCUCUUGAAGUGAUUCCGCGGACGCUCAUCCAGAACUGCGGUGCAAGCACCAUCCGGGUUCUCACUUCCCUACGGGCCAAGCACACCCAGGAAGGCAGUCAGACCUGGGGGGUGAAUGGGGAGUCCGGAGCCUUGGCGGAUAUGAAGGAACUUGGUAUAUGGGAACCUUUGUCUGUCAAAUUACAGACCUACAAGACAGCUGUAGAGACUGCUGUCCUCCUCCUGCGUAUUGACGACAUAGUUUCAGGUCACAAGAAGAAAGGAGAUGAUCAGAGCAAGCAAGCAGGAGCCCCGGAUGCAGCUCAAGAGUAACUUCUCGGAGUUUAGGAAAAACAUGCUCCCGGGAUUGCUGAACAAGGAACCAGCCUGGGUGAAAUCUCGGCUGAUGCUUUUAUUCUUCAGCCCUGGGUGCAGGUGGGAUCAGAAUCCAAGCACUGGCUCGUUUGAUGUUGGCAGGAGAAACAACAAAGGCCCCACAGUGCAUUAUUAGCUCCCCGUUCUGUUAGGAGACACUGACUUGUUACUUAAGUGUAUUCUGUUACUUUGUGGCUUUAUUAAUAAAAAUAUCACAUUGAGAGGUUAA